This is a messenger RNA of Trematomus bernacchii (emerald rockcod), 840 nucleotides long. It is a transcript of the gene ift27, whose product is annotated as intraflagellar transport 27 homolog (Chlamydomonas). NCBI's taxonomy places the organism in Eukaryota, Metazoa, Chordata, Actinopteri, Perciformes, Nototheniidae. The coding region runs from base 146 to 712 and encodes 188 amino acids. Gene Ontology annotation, molecular function: GTPase activity; GTP binding. Gene Ontology annotation, cellular component: Golgi apparatus. The record is from RefSeq and is a predicted model, not a curated record. The transcript has 8 exons.
CUGUGCUGCUGGUUGCUAAGAGACAGCGUUAGAAGAAGAUAUUUACAUUGACAACAGACGGCUAAAAACGAAAAAGAAGAGCUAAUUUAGCGGCUUUAAUGUCACUAAAUAGUUAUUAUAACUUGUUCGGAAGGUGUCUGCAGUGAUGGUGAAGCUCAGGGCAAAAUGUCUGCUUGUCGGAGAUGCAGCAGUGGGGAAGAGCGCUCUCUCUCACAUGUUCCACAGUGACGGGACUCUCUUCCAGAAGAACUACAGCAUGACGACGGGAGUGGAUCUGAUGAUGAAGUGCGUCCAGAUCCCAGAGACCAGCGACAGCGUGGAGCUCUACAUCGUAGACUCGGCAGGGAAGCAGACGUUAGUGGAAGCCUGCGAGAAAAUGUGGGGGGAGGUGUCGUUGUUGUGUCUGGUUUUCGACCUCAGCAGUGAGCAGUCGUUUGCAAACUGCAGCCACUGGAUGGAGAGAGUCAGAGCUCACUGCAGAGGACGACACCUUCCAGGUGUCUUAGUGGGCAACAAAACCGAUCUGUCCACUAGAAGAGAGGUCCAGGCGUCCGUGGCCCAGGAAUGGGCCGAAAGCCAGGGGUUGGAGUACCACGAGACAUCGGCUAAGGAAAAGGAGAACUGUGACGCUCCGAUCCUCGCUUUAGCGACAGCUUUCCACUCUCUGUACCAGGAACACAGAGAGACCAUCCAGAACCUGAGUCCAGGAUAGACACACACACACACACACACACACACACACACACACACACAGAAACCCAGAGUACUUUUGUGCUGAUAACUGGCAGAGAGGGACUUGUUCAGAAUAAUGUCCAUGAAUAAAGUUGUUUUUUAAUAUAA